Messenger RNA from Botrytis cinerea B05.10, 1386 nucleotides. RefSeq lists its product as hypothetical. NCBI's taxonomy places the organism in Eukaryota, Fungi, Ascomycota, Leotiomycetes, Helotiales, Sclerotiniaceae. The coding region runs from base 295 to 1332 and encodes 345 amino acids. The transcript has a single exon. The record is from RefSeq and is a predicted model, not a curated record. Gene Ontology annotation, cellular component: kinetochore. Gene Ontology annotation, molecular function: nucleic acid binding.
GGUGUGUAAAAUCGAUAGCCUCGAGACAAACCCACAGCCUUUCCCAAAAUCUCUCGAAACGCCCCUCACCGUCGCACCUCAAUUAUUGCUUCCAAACCCCCGGGACAAUUUUUUUUCGUAAUCGCGCAACGCCCCUCUUUCGAAAUCUGCAAUCAAAUUCAUACAAUUCCCAAAAGCCCCAAAGUUGAAAUCGCGGACAGACGUGCAACAAACCUUUUUUGAAAGCUGAGGAGUGUAUUCGAUUGGCUGUUUUUCCUGCGAGACAUAACGAUUAUUUAUAUUUAUUCAUCCAUCAUGACCGAAGAAGAUUUCAAAGCCGCAGAAGCUUCGAAUGAAGCUGCGCAAGGAGGAGAAGAAGAAGAUGAGGAGGAUGACUAUAUGAACAUGAUAAUUUCCGAGCCCGUUAAGCCGCGAGAGAAGGAAACAUACACCCAACGACGACAGCGGAUACAGCGAGAAUCCGAAGCGCGAUCGCGCACGAAGUCGAAAGCUGAGAUAGCGGCCGAGGAACAUGCUGCAAGGGAAGACGCGCUGUCGAAAUCGAUGCUGGAGGCGCCGGAGAAUGCGAAUAGUAAGGGAUUGAAGAUGAUGGCGAAGAUGGGGUUUAAGCCUGGAGUUGCGCUGGGGGCGAAGGAUAAUGUGGGGGCGAGGUUGGAGCCGGUGGGAGUGACGAUCAAGGAAGGGAAGGGGGGGAUUGGGUUGGAUGAAGAGAAGAAGAGGAAGUUUAGGGAGGAGGUGGAGAGGGAGGGGAAGAGGGUUAAGGCUGAGGAGGGGGAGUAUAGGGAGAGGGUUAGGAAAGAGAGGGAGGAUGCGAGAUUGGAAGGGAUGGUAGGCGCAGCGAUGAGAGUUGCGGAGAGGAUGCAUGGGGAAAGAGAGGAAGAGGAAGUGGAGAAUGCGAUUGAUAACGUGAGCGAGGAAUCUGGGGAUACUAAGGACGAACUGAAACGCAAAAUAUCAACCACACCGUUGAAGCAGAUCAACAUUUUAUGGAGAGGAUUAGUUCGAAAGCGCGAAGAAAAGGAAAGGGAUAGAAGGAUGAGAUAUGAUCUCCAACAAAGUUUAUCACGUUUACCGACCUACGAUGAUGCGGACGAAGAUAAGGAUGAUAAGAGAGCACUUGGAAAGGACAGGAUCCAGCAUACUCUUGUGGAGGAUUUGGAAGAAGAGGACCCGGAGCUAGAUGCUUUCAAUCUACUGGAACCGGCUGAGAGACUACAAAAAAUCGUUGAACAUUUGAGGUCGCAGUACAAUUAUUGCUUCUUUUGCAAAUACACAUAUCCCGACGAUUCAAUGGAUGGCUGUCCAGGUUUAACGGAGGAAGAUCACGAUUAGCGAUCAUUGAUUUGUAUCAUGGAAUUUUUAAUUGUAAUAUGAUAUCCAUUAUCA